Molecule: messenger RNA, 857 nt
Organism: Aureobasidium subglaciale EXF-2481
Lineage: Eukaryota; Fungi; Ascomycota; Dothideomycetes; Dothideales; Saccotheciaceae
Exons: 2
Coding region: 274-720 (148 amino acids)
Biological process (GO): autophagosome assembly; nucleophagy; C-terminal protein lipidation
Cellular component (GO): cytoplasm; Atg12-Atg5-Atg16 complex; phagophore assembly site membrane
Source: RefSeq, a predicted model, not a curated record
AUGUUCCAAUUAAAUUUAUACCAAAGAAGAUCGAUGAUGUUGUUGUGCGAUUCUGUUGCCUGAAGCUGACGAUCACCACGUUUCGUCCCCAGCUUCCACCACUCAUCUCCCAUGAUCAGAUCAUCACGCUGCCACAAUCCACGAAAUCAUCACAAAUCCAUUUGGACUACUUCUAUCCACGACCUAACAGUUGUGUCAAAUCAGCCAAAAGAAAAUCACAGUCACAGAUCACAAAAGAGACCUCUCUCAACCCACGGGGCACAAUAAUAAUCAAUGUCCUCAUCACCACCGCCAGACAUGGUGACGGAAGCAGAAGCAGACGAAGAAGAAAGUCUUGCCUCGAAUGAAUCGCCAGCAGCCGAGAUGCCCAUGACAAUGGCAGCAUCGAUGGUAUUGGAUCAUCUACCAUUGGAUGCGCACAAUGCUCUCUCCUCAGCAGGGAUGCUAGAGCAAAAAAAGAUCCACCUCCGCUUCCGUCCCGGCCCCGGAACCCCUUCCCUCCCCAAACCCCGCGUGACAAUCUCUUCUACCCACCAUUUCGAUUGGAUCGUCCGCUACCUACGCAGACAAUUACGUCUUGACUCCCAUCAGAGUGUUUUUUGCUAUGUGAAUCAGGUUUUUGCUCCGGGGAUGGAUGAGCAAGUGGGGAAUUUGUGGAGGUGUUUUAGGACGGGGGAGGAUUUGAUUGUUAGUUAUGCUGUUGCGCCUGCUUUUGGGUGAUUGGGGAAGCGUGUGAGAGGGAAGGAGAGAGGGAAGGAGAGAGGGGGAGUAUGGUGGGAUGGAGAUGGAUGGGAGAGGGAGUCAUGGCAUUUCACUAAUUGAGUUGGAGAGGCAUGGAGCAAUGAUGAUCAAGAUGA